Mytilus trossulus (common blue mussel) is the source of this 1900-nucleotide messenger RNA. RefSeq lists its product as uncharacterized. NCBI's taxonomy places the organism in Eukaryota, Metazoa, Mollusca, Bivalvia, Mytilida, Mytilidae. The coding region runs from base 663 to 1889 and encodes 408 amino acids. The record is from RefSeq and is a predicted model, not a curated record. The transcript is spliced from 9 exons.
GCUGCUGGAUAACUCGGACUAAAACAAAGUCGGACUAUAACAAAAUCGGACUAUAACUAACUCGGACUAUAACAAACUCGGCCUACCAUUAUUCAAAUGCAGAAAUAUAUUGAACCAACUCGGACUACGAUCACAAGAUUGUUUUUUUUCUGUAUAUAAUAAAAAAAAUUCUUAUAUAUUAAAAUUAUAUACGAAUUUAUGAGAUUAUAAUGAAUAUUUUUGAAUAAAAAAGAUCGUAUAUAGAAAUGAUUAAUAUUUGUUAUAUGAGUUGAAUUAGAUAUGUUUAAAUGAGGGUAAUUAACUUAUACUUGUAGAAAUGUUAUUGUGAUUUAUGAUGUUUAUUGACAAAAGAAAUGCUAAUGAUUGGCGUGUGUUCGUGUUUUUAUUGUGUUUAAUCCUUGGUGUUUAUGAUUAGCAAAUAAACAAAGACAAAUUUGAUUGACAGUGAAUGGCUUCUUAACAAUUUCACUAAUCUGUAAUUGAUUCAGCAAUUGAAAAGUAAUUAUAUUCAAAUGGUCACAUCAAACAGAUACAAUGUUUUUAGAAAGGCAAGCCGAGGCAAACAUUUAUUAUACAUGUAUCCAAAAAUAGAUUUGGAGUAAAAUUGAAAAAACAACAGAGAUUUCUUUGAUCUUAGUUACCAAAUACUUCUAUAAAAUAACAUGAAAAAAAAAUCCAUUAUCAUUUUCAACAUGGGUACCGACCACUGCGUCGAGUGUUCUAGAAAAGUUACAACAAAGCAACAUGCCUUACAGUGUGAUUCCUGUAGUUUGUGGCAACACAGAGUUUGCAAUACUGGUAUUACAAUGAAAGAGUAUCGCUCUAUGAUGCAAAGUGAAGAGACCGUUAAUUUCAUCUGUACCAAGUGCAAUGAUAAAGAAGAAGAAACCAUCAGUGGUCCAGUAAAUUCUACAGUGAUAACAGACGUCUCCGACCAACCAAUACCAGACUACGGUACCUUCAACCUUUCUGUCAUCUCCGCAGCAAAUUCUACCAACAACCUCAACAGAACCUUCACUAUCUAUGGUAUGAUUAAAUUUAUUUGUAGUUCCUUACUUGAGCCAGACCUACCAAACACCAUUCUGCCAGACAUACCAGUAACCUUCACAUUGGUUGACCAAGGUUCCCAGCGUGGUCGUUUUAAGUUGGUGAGCAGUGAUGGGUAUGAAUAUACAAAAAAGUCGUCAAAGGGUGACUUCACGUACUGGAGGUGUUCCAAGCGCUCCAAGACUGUCAACUGCCCAGCAACAGUUUCUCAGAAAGGCAAUGACUAUAAGAUGAACAGCAGACAACACAUACACCAAGCUGACAAGGGUGCAUUGAAGAAAGUAGUAGUAAGAAAAGAGGUUAAAGCAGAAAGUCUUCGAGACAUACACAAGUCAGCACGACGUAUAGUAGAUAGCCAGAUGUUAGAACACAUAGAGCCUGAAGAUCACCAGCUACCUAAUGUCAAGAACCUAGAAAGAAUGGCGAACAGCGUACGCGAAGAGCUCAGACCAGAUGAACCACAAGACCUUACCUUUGUCUUGGACACUGACUACUUGCAGUGUAAUGACUUCAUCAUUGGUGACGUACACGUCGACAACGAGCGACAUUUGAUGUUUGCCUCCCCAAACCAGCUGCAGAUCCUGCAACAAGCCAAGCGGUGGUUCUGUGACGGCACCUUCAAGAUCCUUGCAGAUCCCUUUGCCCAGCUCUGGUCGAUCCAUGCCUUCAUCCACAAAGGUGACAGUUACAAGCAGAUCCCUCUAGUUUUCUGCCUUAUGUCCCGGCGUAAAGGUAGAGAUUAUGUUGCUGUUUUUCAGAGGCUGAAAGAAGUACUUCUCAGACCAGCAGAAGUUCAGGGUUUUGUAGCCGACUUUGAGCAAGGUAAAUAUAAUUUAUAUUAAUUAAGUUUCAC